GCGUGGUUACGGCGCAGUCACGGACCGGGUGCAGAACGCAAAGUCACCGGGGAGAACUUGGCCGCGAGCACGGGCUCCCGGGCCAGCCCACGCUCCCGAGCCUGGGGAAUGACUCGCGAGGGCAGGGGCCGGACCCAGCUCCCUGCUGACUCAGUGCGUCCCGGCUUCCCAGAGCUGGCCGUCCCGCGCACGGCCCUUAAAAGGAGUCGGGCUCCCUUUCGGAGCGGCCGGGCGGCGGGGACCUGCCGGGAGCCGGACAGUCGGGCCGCUACUGCCCGGGAGCGCAGGGAGGCGCCGCGGACUUCCCCGGAGGGGCCGGGCUGGCAGGGAGGGGGAGGGGGCCGCGGGGUCUCCGAGAGCCGGCAGCAUGCUCCGGGUGUUCAUCCUCUACGCGGAGAACGCCCGAACCGGGGACAGCGACAUCAGCGACGCUUACUGCUCCGUGGUGUUCCAAGGAGUGAAGAAGCGAACUAAGGUCAUCAAGAACAGUGUGAAUCCUGUAUGGAAUGAGGGAUUUGAGUGGGACUUAAAGGGCAUUCCCUUGGACCAUACCUCUGAGCUGCACGUGGUGGUCAAAGACCAUGAGACGGUCGGAAGGAACAGGUUCCUGGGGGAAGCCCGAGUCCCGCUCCGGGAUGUCCUCACCAACCCGAGUCUGGCCGCCAGCUUCAACGCCCCGCUUCUGGACACCAAGAGGCAGCCGAUGGGAGCGUCCUUGGUGCUGCAGGCCUCCUACCUCCCUCCUCCUGGAGCUGCCCCCCUGUUCCCUCCCCCCACCCCGCAGGACGCCUCUCCUUCCCUGACCGAGAUGGACGUGAGUGCCGGUGUGGGCCCGGAGGAGACAUGGUCCCUGCUGAGCGAAAGCACCGUGGACACGCGCUACUCGGGGAAGAAGUGGCCGGCGCCCGCGGACACGGGGGGAGAGGAGGACGUGGAAGACCAGGGGCUCACGGGAGACGAGAGGGAGCCCUCUCCGGACAAGGGCGCUCCCCCCGGGCUCGGGGGGCCGGCGGCCCACAAGAAGCUUCCCCCCCACCCGCCGGCGCAUCCCGCGGGGCUCAAGAGGAAGAGGGGCCCGGCCAAGAAGCUGCUGUCCGACAAGCCUCAGGACUUCCAGAUCAGGGUCCAAGUGGUAGAGGGGCGCCAGUUACCCGGGGUCAACAUCCGGCCGGUGGUCAAGGUCACGGCCGCUGGGCAGACCAAGCGAACGAGAAUCCGCAAAGGCAACAGCCCGGUCUUUGACGAGACUCUUUUCUUCAAUGUCUUUGAUUCUCCAUUGGAGCUGUUUGAUGAACCCAUCUUUAUCACGGUCGUGGAUUCCCGUUCGCUCAGAACAGACGCUCUUAUUGGGGAAUUUCGGAUGGACAUCGGAUCCGUUUACGCAGAACCCAGACACGCCUAUCUCAGGAAGUGGCUGCUGCUUUCCGACCCCGAUGACUUCUCAGCGGGGGCCAAAGGCUACCUAAAAGUCAGCCUUUUUGUGCUGGGCCCGGGAGAUGAAGCCCCCUUGGAGAGGAAAGAGGCCGCAGAAGACAAGGAGGACAUCGAGGGGAACCUGCUGCGUCCCACCGGCGUGGCCCUGCGUGGGGCUCAUUUUUGCCUGAAGAUCUUCCGGGCCGAGGAUCUGCCCCAGAUGGAUGACGCGGUGAUGGACGGCGUGAAGCAGAUCUUUGGCUUUGAAAGCAACAAGAAGAACCUGGUGGACCCCUUCGUGGAAGUCAGCUUUGCGGGAAGGAUGCUCUGCAGUAAAAUUUUGGAGAAGACAGCCUACCCUCAGUGGAACCAAAACAUCACGCUGCCGGCCAUGUUUCCCUCAAUGUGUGACAAGAUGAGGAUUCGGGUCAUGGACUGGGACCGUCUGACACACAACGACAUCGUGGGCACCACUUACCUGUGUAUGUCGAAAAUAUCCGCAUCCGGAGGAGAAAUAGAAGAGGAGCCGCCCGGUGUGGCCAGCCCUUACCCUGCCUCCGACCUUGACGACGGGCUGGGUUUCCUCCCCACCUUUGGGCCUUGCUACGUGAACCUUUAUGGCAGCCCCAGAGAAUUCACCGGCUUUCCUGACCCCUACGAGGAGCUCAAUCUAGGCAAGGGAGAAGGCGUGGCCUAUCGGGGCCGGCUGCUGCUGUCCCUGGAGACCAAGCUGGUGGAGCACACAGAACAGCGGGUGGACAACAUUCAUGGAGAUGACAUCCUGCGGGUGGAGAAGUACCUCAGGAGGCGCAAGUACUCGCUGUUCGCCACCUUCUACUCGGCCACCAUGCUGCAGGACGUGGACGACGCCAUCCAGUUCGAGGUCAGCAUCGGGAAUUACGGGAACAAGUUCGACACGACCUGCCUCCCGCUGGCCUCCACCACCCAGUACAGCCGCGCCGUGUUCGAUGGGUGUCACUACUACUACCUGCCCUGGGGCAACGUGAAGCCCGUGGUCGUGCUGUCCUCGUACUGGGAGGACAUCAGCCACCGGACGGACACGCAGAACCAGCUGCUGAGCAUCGCGGACCAGCUGGAAGCCGGCCUGAAUCAGGUCCACGUGGCCCUCAAGGCUCACUUCCCCGCGGAAGACCUCGACGGCCUCGUGGCGCAGGUGAUCGACACCCUCAUCUCCGACUGCAGCCAGCCCCUGGUGGACGUCAGGGAGAAGCCGGCGGCCACGCACCUGGACCACUACCUGUACCGCCGGCGGGUCAGCACCCUGAGCCAGAUCGUGCACACGGCCCUGGAGCUGAAGCACGCCGGCGCCCGCGACGACCUGAUGGCCGCCCUGGAGCAGGCCGAGGACUGGCUGCUGCGCCUGCGGGCCCUGGCCGAGGAGCCCCAGAACAGCCUGCCCGACGUGGUGAUCUGGAUGCUGCAGGGGGACAAGCGCGUGGCCUACCACCGCGUGCCGGCCCACGAGAUCCUCUUCUCCAGGGCUGGGGCCCGGUGCUGCGGCAAGAACUGCGGGAAGCUGCAGACCAUCUUUCUGAAAUACCCGAUGGAGGGCGUGAAGGGCUCCAAGAUGCCGGCCCAGAUCCGGGUCCAGCUCUGGUUGGGUCUCUCGGUGGAUGGGAAGGAGCUGAACAAGUUCGCCGAGGGGAAGCUCUCUGUCUUUGCCGAAACCUACGAGAACCAGACCAAGCUGGCCUUGAUGGGCACCUGGGGGACCAUGGGGCUCACCUACCCCAAGUUCUCCGAUGUCACCAGCAAGAUCAAGCUGCCCAAAGACAGCUUCCGGCCCUCGGCGGGCUGGGACUGGGCCGGGGACUGGUUUGUGAGCCCCGAGAAAACGCUGCUGCACGAUGUGGAUGCCGGCCACCUGAGCUUUGUGGAGGAGGUGUUUGAGAACCAAACCCGCCUGCCUGGAGGCCAGUGGAUCUACAUGAGCGACAACUACACUGAUGUGAAUGGAGAGAAGGUGCUUCCCAAGGAUGAUAUCGUCUGCCCCGUGGGGUGGAAGUGGGAAGAUGAAGAAUGGUCUACGGAUCUCAACCGAGCUGUGGAUGAACUAGGCUGGGAGUACGGCCUCACCAUCCCGUCCGAGCGGAAGCCCAAGCACUGGGUUCCGGCCGAGAAGAUGUAUCACACCAGCCGCCGGCGCCGCUGGGUCCGCCUGCGAAGGAGGGACCUCAGCCAGACGGAAGCGCUGAUAAAGCACCGGAAGGCAGAGUCCGAGGGGGAGGGAUGGGAAUACGCGUCUCUCUUCGGCUGGAAGUUCCACAUGGAGUACAGGAAGACGGACUCCUUCCGCCGUCGCCGGUGGCGCCGCCGCAUGGAGCCUCUGGAAAGGACCGGCGCGGCUGCCGUCUUUGCCCUGGAGGGGGCGCUGGGCGGCGUGGUGGAUGACAAGAGCGAAGACUCCAAGUCAAUCUCUACCUUGAGUUUCGGGGUCAACAGGCCCACGGUUUCCUGCAUCUUUGACUAUGGGAACCGCUAUCAUCUCCGCUGCUACAUGUACCAGGCGCGAGACUUGGCCGCCAUGGACAAGGACAGUUUUUCCGACCCUUAUGCCAUAGUGUCCUUCCUCCAUCAAAGCCAGAAGACAGUGGUGGUGAAGAAUACACUGAAUCCCACUUGGGACCAGACACUCAUCUUCUACGAAAUUGAGAUCUUUGGGGACCCCAAGACUGUCGCAGAGAACCCCCCCAGUAUCGUGGUGGAGUUGUACGAUCACGAUACUUAUGGUGCCGAUGAGUACCUGGGGCGCUGCAUCUGCCGACCGAGUCUGCAGCAGGCGCCGAGGCUGACGUGGUUCCCAAUUGUGAGGGGAGGCCGACCUGCUGGAGAGCUUCUUGCAGCCUUUGAACUCAUCCAGAGGGAGAAGCCGGCGAUUCACCAUAUCCCUGGUUUCGAGCCGAAUGACAUCUCCAGCGUGCUGGACGAGCUGUGCGCACCUGCCCUCUUCCUCCAGGGCCUCAUCCAAACGACCGGGGACACGGACCUGCCAUACCCUCCUCCCCAGAGAGAGGCGAACAUCUACAUGGUCCCCCAAGGCAUCAAGCCUGUCCUGCAGCGAACGGCCAUCGAGAUCCUGGCCUGGGGCCUCCGCAACCUGAAGAGCUUCCAGCUGGCCAGCAUCACGUCCCCGAGCCUGGUGAUAGAGUGCGGGGGGCAGGCGGUGCAGUCCUGCGUCAUCCGCAACAUCAGGAAGAACCCCAACUUCGACGUCAGCACCCUCUUCAUGGAUGUGCGGCUGCCUCGGGAGGAGCUGUACUGCCCGCCCAUCAUCAUCAAGGUCAUCGACAACCGCCAGUUUGGGCGGCGGCCCGUGGUGGGCCAGUGCACCAUCCAUUCACUGGAGCAGUUUCUGUGUGACCCGUACUCGGCGGAGAGCCCCUCUCCGGACAUGGGCUCGGAUGACGUCAGCAUGCUGACCCCCAGGGAGGAAGUGCUGAUCGACAUCGACGACAAGGAGCCUCUCAUCCCCCUGCAGCUUGCGGACGGUAUGGUUGGCUCAGCCCCCACUAACUUGAAGUCUUCUUCAUCUGGCCUCCAUGAAGAGGAGUUCGUCGAUUGGUGGAGUAAAUUCUACGCCUCAACGGGAGAGAACGAGAAGUGCAGAAUCUAUUUGGAGAAGGGGUUUGACACCCUGCAGGUGUAUGAGACGGAGCUGGAGAACGUGGAAGGCUUUGAAGGUCUGGCCGAUUUUUGUAACACCUUCAAACUAUACCGGGGGAAGACCCAGGAAGAGGUCGAGGACCCGUCUGUAAUCGGGGAGUUCAAGGGACUGUUCAAAAUCUACCCCCUUCCGGAUGACCCGGCUGUCCCCUUGCCCCCGAGGCAGUUUCACCAACUGCCCGCCCAGGGACCCCAGGAGUGUCUCGUCCGUGUUUACAUCAUCCGAGCUUUUGGCCUGCAACCCAAGGACCCCAAUGGAAAGUGUGACCCUUACAUCAAGAUUUCCGUGGGGAAAAAAUCCGUGAAUGACCAGGAAAACUACGUUCCCUGCACUCUGGAGCCUGUGUUUGGAAAGAUGUUUGAGCUGACCUGCACGCUGCCCCUGGAGAAGGACCUCAGGGUCAUGCUGUAUGACUACGACCUCCUCUCCAAGGAUGAGAAGAUCGGGGAGACGGUCAUCGACUUGGAGAACCGGUUCCUGUCCAAGUUUGGGGCGCGGUGCGGCCUUCCCCAGACCUACUGCGUCUCGGGUCCGAACCAGUGGCGAGACCAGCUGCGUCCCACCCAGCUCCUGCAUCUCUUCUGCCAGCAGAACAAGGCCAAAGCCCCCGUGUACCACCAGGACCGGGUGGUCUUCCAGGACACCGAGGUCACCCUCGAGGACAUCGAGCAUGGCAAGGUGGCCAAUCCCCACCUGGGCCCGGCGGAGGAGCGGCUGGCGCUGGCGGUGCUGAGGCAGCAGGGCCUGGUCCCGGAGCACGUGGAGAGCCGGUCCCUCUACAGUCCCCUGCAGCCGGACAUCGAGCAGGGGAAGCUACAAAUGUGGAUUGACCUAUUCCCAAAGGCCCUUGGGACGCCUGGACCUCCCUUCAAAAUUACUCCUCGCAAAGCCAAGAGGUUUCUCCUGCGAUGUAUCAUUUGGAACACCAAAGAUGUCAUCUUGGACGACGUCAGCAUCACAGGGGAGAAGAUGAGCGAUAUCUAUGUCAAAGGCUGGAUGCUUGGCUUUGAGGAGCACAAACAAAAGACAGAUGUUCACUAUCGCUCGCUGGGAGGAGAGGGCAACUUUAACUGGCGCUUCAUCUUCCCCUUCGACUACAUGCCCGCCGAGCAAGUCUGCAUGGUCGCAAAGAAGGAGCGCUUUUGGAAUCUGGACAAGACGGAAAGCAAGAUUCCCGCCAACCUCAUCCUCCAGAUCUGGGACAAUGACAAGUUCUCCUUCGAUGAUUAUUUGGGUUCCCUACAGCUGGAUCUCCAUCGGAUGCCCAAGCCAGCCAAGACUGCUGAAAAGUGCUCCCUGGACCAGUUGGACGAUGUCUUCCACCCAGAAUGCUUUGUGUCCCUUUUUGAGCAGAAGUCAGUGAGGGGCUGGUGGCCCUGCACAGUGGAUCUAGAAGAGAAAAGGACACUUGCAGGCAAGUUGGAAAUGACUUUGGAAAUUGUUUCCGAGUCAGAACAUGAAGAACGGCCUGCUGGGAUGGGCCGUGAUGAACCCAACAUGAACCCCAAGCUGGAGGAUCCAAAGCGGCCAGACACAUCCUUCCUCUGGUUCACGUCCCCUUAUAAAACAAUGAGAUACAUCAUCUGGCGGAGGUUCAGGUGCUUCAUUAUCCUCUUCAUCAUCCUCUUCAUCCUGCUCCUUUUCCUUGGAAUCUUCAUUUAUGCUUUCCCGAACUAUGCUGCCAUGAAGCUGGUGAAACCCUUCAGCUAGCCUGCCUCUGGAGGCGCCCUGGGAGCAGGGCCCCGGGCCCCCAAGUCUUUCUCCGCCUCCAUCCCAUUCCUCUGCCGCUCAGCCCCGGCUCAUCCAGGCAGUGGGAGCUGCCUCCAGCUCGAGGAAUGGGCGGGAGGGGAUCCGGUGCCCCAGGACCCCCAAAGCUGGGAAGCUCCUCCUGUCUCAAACACUCUUCCCUUGGACUUUUGGGACAACAUGGAGUUUAAGAGACCACGGCUGCUAUUCUGGGAGGGAUGGGUGAGGGUCCAGCCAAGUGGUUUGCGAGCCUGAUCUUCCAGGAGAGGGUCCUCGAGGAAGAGCGUGCAGCCGGGGAGCCUCGGACGGGCAGGAGGUGGUGGCCCUGUCUGGCUCCCACUCUUCUCUCCAUGUGACCUCUGGGGCUGCCUGGCUCUUCUCCCUUUCCCUCCCUUCUUGGAGCCCUCAUGAUCCCAGGAUCUCAGGGUUGAGAGAACCUCCAGCAGCUGCGCAGCCCAUACCAAGUGUGAGAGACCCCUGGCCACCCCCAGCUUCUGGUGCUCUGACCUUCCCCCCAAACCAGUCCCAGCUUCCUUUCCUUUCAUCACUUCCUCCUUCCCUGCUUGUGGCGUCGAAUGAAAGCCCUGCUUUCUCUCCUUCACUUCCCCUCCUCGCUGCCCUCCCUCCCUGCCCAGUUCCUGCAUUUUAUAGAAUCUCAGGAUUUCUCUCCUCUGCUUCCCCUCCUUGCUGCCCUCCCUCCCUGCCCAGUUCCUGCAUUUUCAGAAUCCCAGGAUAGCUCUGAAGCUCUUCUGUCCAGUCCACAUCUGGACAAAACUCUGGCAAAAAUGACAGAGCCAGUCACCUGGUCAACAUAAGUGCCUACUGUGGAUGUGCCAGGCACUGUGUCAGGCUUGGGGAUAUCCUGUGUCCAGUCAAGGAGCGUUUGUUAUUAAGCACUUACUAUGUGCCAGGUCCUGUUUCAGGCUUGGGAAUAUCAUGUGUCCAAUCAAGAAGCAUUUGUUAUUAAGCACCCUACUAUGCCAGGCACUGUUCCAGGCUUGGGAAUAUCAUGUGUCCAGUCAAUAAACAUUUAUCAUUAAACACCUA
Messenger RNA from Antechinus flavipes (yellow-footed antechinus), 7891 nucleotides. RefSeq names its product dysferlin (gene DYSF). The coding region runs from base 368 to 6808 and encodes 2146 amino acids. Lineage: Eukaryota; Metazoa; Chordata; Mammalia; Dasyuromorphia; Dasyuridae. Gene Ontology annotation, molecular function: calcium-dependent phospholipid binding; calcium ion binding. The record is from RefSeq and is a predicted model, not a curated record. Gene Ontology annotation, cellular component: T-tubule; cytoplasmic vesicle; membrane. The transcript is spliced from 58 exons. Gene Ontology annotation, biological process: T-tubule organization; plasma membrane repair; macrophage activation involved in immune response.